AUGAGUGAAAAUAUCAAUGAGGCAAAGGAACUCAGCAGCCCCAACCCAUUUCAGCUUAACUCAGCCUCACGGAAUCAGAUCACAGACUCUCUCCACUCUGGGCUUGCUACAGCGCUGAUCAUUGAAUCCUCUUCAAUUCCAGCUGGAAUUCUGUGUCAGGCACUUCGCAGAUUUGGUCAAAAGCUGGUACGCAGACGUACAUUGAAGCAAGAUGUGACCCAGAUCAGAUAUUUGAACACACUGGAUUUAGUGACCCUGGGUGUGGACCGCACAGUGGGUAUAGGUGUAUAUGUCCUGGCUGGGGAGGUGAUCAGUAAUCAAGCAGGACCUUCGAUUGUGAUCUGCUUUUUGGUGGCUGGCCUAGCCUCGUUGUUGGCUGGGCUGUGCUAUGCAGAGUUGAGUAUCCGGAUUCCUCAUGCUGACUCUGCAUAUGUCUACACCUAUGUCACUGUAGGUGAACUUGGUGCUUUUGUCACUGGCUGGAACCUCCUCCUCUUCCUUGUUGCUGAUGGAGUUGUGUUGGGUUGGGUGUGGAUGUUAAUUUUUGACAACCUGCGUGGGGACCAGAUAUCUGAGACCCUGACUGAGAACAUUUCAUCAUAUAUUUCCCGUGUCUUUGAAAAAUAUCUAGGCUUCUUUGUUAUGGGUUUUGUGUUCUUCCUCAUUGAAUUCCGGAAUCUAGGGGUUUUUGAGUUUUCCCAGAUUUCCAAAUGGUUCACAUUGGUUAAAGUUUUCUUUCUCAGUUUUGUCAUCAUCUCUGGCAUCAUUAAGGGAGAUCUGCGCAACUGGAAACUCACAGAAGAGGACUACAUGAAGGCUGGGCUCAAUGACACCUCUAGUUUGAGCCCUCUGGGCUCUGGAGGAUUCAUGCCUUUUGGCUUCCAGGGGAUUUUCCGUGGCGCAGCUACCUGCUUCUAUGCUUUUGUUGGUUUUGACAGCAUUGUGAGCAGAGGUAAAGUAGCCCAGAAUCCCCAGCAUUCUAUCCCUAUGGGCAUUGUGAUUUCACUGUUCAUCAGCUCUUUGUUGUAUUUUGGUAUCUCUGCAGCACUUACACUUAUGGUGCCUUACUACCAGCUUCGACCUGGUAGCCCCUUGCCUGAGGUAUUUCUCCAUAUUGGCUGGGUCCCUGCCUUCUAUGUUAUAACUUUCGGAUUUUUCUGUAUUCUUUCUGCACGCCUCUUAAACUUUACAGUCCCCAUAUAUAGUCAUAUAAAGAUGAUGGCAGACGAUGGCCUCCUAUUCUAUGCCCUUGCCAGGACCUAUGUUGGCAUAUUCACCCAGGUUGUGGUCAUCGUGAUCAUUUGUGUUAUUGCAGCAGUCGUGACAUUCUUCUUUGGACUCACUUAUCUUGUGGACAUCGAUGUAGUUGGGUCCCUGAUAUCUCACUCUCUUGUUGCUAUUUGUGUACUCAUCCUCAGGUAUCAGCCUGAGAGGAAGAAUGAGGAAAACGAAGCACAGGUACUGGAGGAGAAUGGACCUAUGGCAGAGAAGCUGACUCUAUCUAGUCUAUUUUUUCCAAACAGCUCCACCCCCACUCCACUCUCUGGCCAGGUUGUCUCUGUUUGCUCCUCCCUGCUUGUUCUGCUGCUGACUCUGCUUUGCCUGGUGCUGACUCAGUGGCCAGGUCUGCUUUCUGGAGACCUAGUGUGGAUCAUAGUGGUUGUGCUCCUCCUGGUACUCAUCGCUGGGAUCACUGGGGUCAUCUGGAGACAGCCACAGAGCUCCACUGCCCUUCACUUUAAGGUACCUCUUCUGCCUCUCUUCCCACUCUUGAGCAUCUUUCUGAAUAUUUACCUAAUGAUGCAGCUGACAGCUGGCACCUAGGCCUUAUUUGGUGCCUGGAUGCUGAUUGGGUUUGCUAUCUACUUUGGCUAUGGGAUCCAGCACAGCCUGGUCACUUAACCCCACUGAAGUUAGGGCAUGAACUUUAGACUUGAACUCAGCAUUGCCAAUACAUAUUUGGUUUGAUAUCAUCACACUUGAAUGCAGUAUCAUCCUCCUGCACAAAAAAUGGAGAGUCCUCUUGAGCACAUGGAAAGUUCGGCCUCCCAUGGGAUUUGGUGAGGGAGGACACUAAUACAGCUCCGUAUUGUGGAGUAAAGGAUGUGUCUUUUGCUUUCUCCUCUUUUUUUUUAAUAACUUUUCUACUUUUCAGUUGUGUCUGUAGCUGCUUAUUAGCUUUAAAACAAUAAUUAUUAAAGGAAACUAGAAAAUG
Molecule: messenger RNA, 2215 nt
Organism: Canis lupus familiaris (dog)
Lineage: Eukaryota; Metazoa; Chordata; Mammalia; Carnivora; Canidae
Product: cationic amino acid transporter 3-like
Exons: 2
Biological process (GO): amino acid transport; transmembrane transport
Cellular component (GO): plasma membrane
Molecular function (GO): amino acid transmembrane transporter activity
Source: RefSeq, a predicted model, not a curated record